This is a messenger RNA of Sebastes umbrosus (honeycomb rockfish), 3223 nucleotides long. It is a transcript of the gene paics, whose product is annotated as phosphoribosylaminoimidazole carboxylase, phosphoribosylaminoimidazole succinocarboxamide synthetase. NCBI's taxonomy places the organism in Eukaryota, Metazoa, Chordata, Actinopteri, Perciformes, Sebastidae. Gene Ontology annotation, biological process: 'de novo' IMP biosynthetic process. Gene Ontology annotation, molecular function: phosphoribosylaminoimidazolesuccinocarboxamide synthase activity. The transcript is spliced from 15 exons. The coding region runs from base 16 to 3048 and encodes 1010 amino acids. The record is from RefSeq and is a predicted model, not a curated record.
CAGGUCAGCUCAAACAUGGAGAGAGGAGCAGAGAGACAAAGAGGAGGUGAUAGGGAGGUGGCAGAGGGACGAGGCUCGGCGUGGGGGGAGGCAGAGGUGCUGGCUCUCAUGUCAGCGUGGGACGAGGUGGGAGCUCAGCACGUAGCCGACAGCAGAGCCACGUUUGAGUUGAUCUCAGAGCGUCUGAGGAGGCUCAGUGUUGUGCGCGGCUGGUGGGAGUGUCAGGCCAAGUGCAGGAGCCUGGGACUCCAGAGCAGGAAGCCAGACUCAGCAGCGGCAAACUACAGCCCCGGAGUGGAUGGAAGGCCGGUGGAGAGCUGGGAGGAAGAGGUGGAAGAUGUGGGUAAUCAAAGAGGAAUCUACCCUUCCUCAGUCACUGUCCCAGUACAGGAAGGUAAAUGUAACAAGAGUCUGAUCCAUCGGGCUCUCCCUUACACUGCGAGCGUGGCUGAAGAAGGCGGCCGCCACUGGACGGACGACGAGGUGCGAGCGCUGCUUUGCGUCUGGGCCGACCGGCGCAUUCGAGAGCGCUUGAAGUGCACGCUCCGCAACAAAUCCAUCUUCCAAGAGAUGGCCCGUCUGAUGCAGAGAAACUUUGGGGUGGUGCGCAACUGGAAGCAAUGUCGGACUAAAUACAAGAACUUGAAGUACGACUACAAGACGGCUAAAAGCGCCCACGCCGUCGGGGGCGGCGGCGCCGGCGGCCCUGGGAAGUACAUGAAGUUCUUCGACGAGGUGGAGGCCAUUCUUCUGGACCGGGGGCUGGAGAACGGCAGCGCGGAGAUGCAGAAGAGGUUGUACGAUGGAGAAGCGGGAGCAGGGAGGCUGCAGACGCCGGCCUCAGAGAGCGAGGUCGUCAUUGAGAUUGAUGAUGAUGACAACAGCGAUGAUUAUGAUAUGGACGGAGACAUGGACGCAAAAUGGAGAGGAACAGUUCUAUUCACUCCAGAUGCCCAUCUAACGCUCACGGAUCCAUCCAGCGCCGACCUGUUCCACGUGGUCACGGUGUCCGACACGGGCCGAAACUGGAGCGACCAGGAGGUGCGAGCGCUGAUACAAGUGUGGUCUGAUGAGCGCGUGUGCAGGCAGCUGGAGAGCUCGACCAGAAAGAGAGACAUCUUCAUCCAGAUCUCCAACAGACUGGUGCAGCAGGGCAUUGAACGCGACUGGAAGCAGUGCCACACCAAGUACAAGAACCUCAAGUACCUCUACCGCUCCCUGCAAAGAGGAAAGGGCGACGAAGCCGACCCGAGGCGCCUCAUGAGGUUCUACGACGAGGUGGACGCCAUUAUGAACCGCACCACUAACGGCUCGCCACAUGACGCAGAUUCAGGCAGACUUGCGAUGUUGGAGGAGAACGAUCAUGUCUGUUUGACAAAGACGAACACAGCGACCACGAUGGCGGGAACAACGGAGGAACGAACUUAUAGUUCUGAUUCUGUCUCGUCUGUGUGUCUCGACACAAAUGAAGAACCGAAGCUGCAUUCAGUCAAGGAGCUUCGCUUAGAGCAACAGCACAGAUUGAGUUCUUCUGAGACUCGGGUAAAGAGAGAGGACGUCUAUUCAUCCAACAGAAGAAUGAAGAGGAAAGCUGUGGAUCAAGACUCCACGCUCCUCCAGACACCAGCAAAGAAACUGGACACUGGCUCUGAUAAGGUGGAGUGUAAAGACGAGCAGGAUCCCAUCCCGAUAAUGAAGAUCAAUUCAGUCUGUUCGAUAGCGUCGCCCAACCCACCCCCAGACACACAGCACUGUCGCUUGUCGCAGAUCAUGGCCUCCACACCAGAGUUUAAGAUCGGUACCAAGCUCAAUGAAGGGAAAACGAAGCAGAUCUUUGAGCUGCUGGACCAGCCCGGACUGGUUCUGGUCCAGUCUAAAGACCAGAUCACGGCUGGUAACGCGGUGAGGAAGGACCAAAUGGAAGGAAAAGCUGCCAUCGCCAACAAAACCACCAGCGGCGUGUUCAAGCUGCUGCAGGAAUCCGGCAUUAAGACGGCCUUUGUGAAGCAGCACUCGGACACGGCGUUCAUCGCGGCCCACUGUGAGAUGAUUCCCAUCGAGUGGGUGUGUCGCAGAGUGGCGACUGGAUCCUUCCUCAAGAGGAAUCCAGGAGUCAAGGAAGGCUUCCGCUUCUCCCCGCUGAAGAUGGAGAUGUUCUUUAAAGAUGACGCCAACAACGACCCCCAGUGGUCUGAGGAGCAGCUGCUGGAGGCGAAGUUCUCUCUGGCUGGGCUCUCUAUCGGUCAGUGCGAAGUGGACAUCAUGAACCGCUGCACCGUGGCCAUCUUUGAGAUCCUGGAGAAGUCCUGGGCCACGCAGAACUGCACGCUGGUGGACAUGAAGAUGGAGUUUGGCGUGAACGUGAAGACUCAAGAGAUCGUCCUGGCUGAUGUGAUCGACAACGACUCGUGGAGGCUGUGGCCAGCUGGAGAUCGCAGCCAGCAGAAGGACAAGCAGGUGUACCGAGACCUUAAAGAAGUCACCCCCGAGGCGAUGCAGAUGGUGAAGAGGAACUUUGAGUGGGUGUCUGAAAGGGUCAAGCUGCUGCUGGAGCACCAAGCCAGCGGCAGGGUGGUGGUUCUGAUGGGCUCCACCUCGGACCUGGCUCACUGUGAAAAAAUCCGGAAGGCCUGCACCUCCUACGGGAUUCCCUGCAUCCUGAGAGUCACCUCGGCACACAAAGGCCCCGAUGAGACGCUGCGCAUCAAAGCACAAUAUGAAGGAGACGGCGUUCCCACUGUGUUCGUGGCCGUAGCCGGCAGAAGUAACGGCCUCGGCCCGGUGAUGUCUGGAAACACGGCGUACCCCGUCAUCAACUGCCCCCCCAUCACUCCGGACUGGGGUGCACAGGAUGUCUGGUCAUCCCUGCGUAUGCCGAGCGGUCUCGGCUGCUCCACAAUCCUCUCCCCCGAGGCCGCUGCUCAGUUCGCCGCGCAGAUCUUCGGGUUGACCGACCACCUGGUUUGGUGCAAACUGAGGGCCUCCAUGCUCAACACCUGGGUGUCUCUGAAGCUGGCUGACCAGAAGCUCCAGGCCUGCACCCUGUGAGGUGGAUCUAAACCCCGUUUGAGCCUCAUGUGUUCUCUUUUAGGGCUCCUCCGUCUGUCAGUAUCUUUGUUUACCAUGAAAACCCACUAAUGGUAGAUGUAAUAUACAUGUACUUACGUACACACAUGAAUCAUUCCAUUAAAAACAGAAAAUUAUUAAAAGCUUCUUAAUUAAA